AUGGAUAGAAGUCUUGAUGAUAUCACUGGUGACCGUCAGCAGAGAAAUGGCGGAAAUCGAGGUCGAAAUGGUCGCAGGAACAAUCGAAAUGAUUACCCUCGUGACGGUCCAAAUGGAGGAGAUGAAUCUAGAAACAUAGACUCGGAAUGGGUUCAUGACAAAUUCGAUGACCGAAACGCCCGUCCUUCGAAUCGCCCUGAAAGACGCAACUAUGAUGACGAAAAACCAUUGAACAGUGCAAAAGUUUUGGUCGAGAAUGUACACUAUGAUUUGACAGAACAAGAAUUGGAGGGUCUUUUUGAGCGCAUUGGUCGUGUUGCUCAUUUGAAUCUCGUUUACGAUAGAGCUGGACGCUCAGAGGGAAUCGCGUAUGUGACGUAUGAUGAUGCAAGGGACGCCCAGAGAGCUAUUGCCGAGUUUCAUGGCGCAAAUGCCAAUGGUCAACCAAUUCGUCUUAGAUCUGUUCCAGAUGGUCCAUCAAAAGGUCGUGGAGGCAGAAACCAAGUCGAAUCAUCAGGUCGUUCCCUCGCCGAUCGUAUGACUCUUCCACGUUCUCGAUCCUUAUCUCCUCCAGUCAGACAUUCUGAUGUUAGCAAACCACCACCUGAAAACGUUGAUCGAUAUGUUCCAGGAGAUCGAGGAGAUCGAGGAGACCGAGGAGACCGAAGAAGACGCUCGCGUAGUCCAUUAUCACGUCGUGGACGAGAUGGUCGCAGACCAGGCGCAAGAAGAGAGAGAGGCGAGCGUACUGCUGGUCGUGGUGGAGACAAGCCUGCAAGAGAUGGUAGACCAAAGAAAACACAAGAAGAACUCGAUGCCGAGAUGGAUGACUAUUUUGGGAAUGGAUCCAAGCAGGAGAAUGUUAACGGGACUACAAAUGAAGCUCCGGUUGCAACCCAAGAGCCUGUUCAAACUGGGGAUGAUACCGAGAUGAUUGAGUAG
Messenger RNA from Sclerotinia borealis F-4128, 942 nucleotides. The record is from the annotation of a GenBank genome assembly. NCBI's taxonomy places the organism in Eukaryota, Fungi, Ascomycota, Leotiomycetes, Helotiales, Sclerotiniaceae.